AUGCAUAAUAAGCGAGCGUUCGCCCGUGCAAUAUACUGUACUUUCUGCUCUCCUUCACAUUAUUCCCGAUUUCAUGUGUACAAAGUGAGAGACCUUAUGCAUUUACUCUCCAUAACUGAUAGAUCAGCUCUGAAUUGA
Messenger RNA from Hydatigera taeniaeformis, 138 nucleotides. The record is from the annotation of a GenBank genome assembly. Lineage: Eukaryota; Metazoa; Platyhelminthes; Cestoda; Cyclophyllidea; Taeniidae.